Molecule: messenger RNA, 786 nt
Organism: Hemiscyllium ocellatum (epaulette shark)
Lineage: Eukaryota; Metazoa; Chordata; Chondrichthyes; Orectolobiformes; Hemiscylliidae
Product: Kv channel-interacting protein 1-like
Exons: 8
Coding region: 1-786 (261 amino acids)
Biological process (GO): regulation of potassium ion transmembrane transport
Cellular component (GO): voltage-gated potassium channel complex
Molecular function (GO): potassium channel regulator activity; transmembrane transporter binding; calcium ion binding
Source: RefSeq, a predicted model, not a curated record
AUGCUGAAUAUCAAAGGCGAGUCAGAGGGGCUGCAGACUCUGGGAAUUGUGAUUGUAGUAUGUACAUCACUGAAACUUCUCCACUUUCUUGGACUCAUUGAUUUCUCUGACAAUAAGGUUGAAGAUGAGCUGGAAAUGGCCACAGUUUGCCAUCGGCCCGAGGGCUUACGACAACUACAGGCCCAAACCAACUUCACCAAGAGGGAACUUCAGGUGCUCUAUAGGGGCUUUAAGAAUGAAUGUCCCAGUGGAGUUGUCAAUGAGGAGACCUUUAAGCAAAUCUAUUCACAGUUCUUUCCACAGGGAGAUGCCAGCAUGUAUGCUCAUUACCUCUUCAAUGCUUUUGACAGUGCACAUAACGGAUCCAUCAAAUUUGAGGACUUUGUGAUGGCUCUCUCAGUGUUACUGAGAGGUACUGUUCAUGAGAAGCUCAGAUGGACAUUUAACCUCUAUGACAUUAAUAAGGAUGGAUAUAUCAACAAAGAGGAGAUGACUGACAUUGUGAGAGCUAUCUACGACAUGAUGGGGAAGUACACCUAUCCUGUGCUCAAGGACGAUGCUCCACGCCAUCAUGUGGACGUCUUUUUUCAGAAAAUGGACAAGAACAAGGAUGGUGUGGUAACGAUGGAUGAGUUUAUAGAAUCUUGCCUCCAGAACUCAAUCAAAUUUGUCCGACUCCAAGAUGCCAAGGUCAAGGAUGUCUCUGAGCAAUUGCAUGAAAUUCUUAAGGAGGAGAGUGAGCAGCCAGAGGUCGUUGUGCACAUUGGUACCAAUGACAUUGGUUGA